Molecule: messenger RNA, 2584 nt
Organism: Solea solea (common sole)
Lineage: Eukaryota; Metazoa; Chordata; Actinopteri; Pleuronectiformes; Soleidae
Gene: cpe
Product: carboxypeptidase E
Exons: 9
Coding region: 167-1534 (455 amino acids)
Biological process (GO): proteolysis
Molecular function (GO): zinc ion binding; metallocarboxypeptidase activity
Source: RefSeq, a predicted model, not a curated record
UCUGCGCUCAGGUACAGCAGCGGCAGUGACAGCAGCAGCAGCGGCAGCAGCAUCAGAUCAGAGAGGCAGCGAUAUUUAUAGACUCCACUGAAGCUGCAGCACCGAGAUAACACCCGGGAUCAAAGCCACAGCCCGAGCACACACACAGACACACAGACGCGUCAAAAUGAAGCUCUUCGUGUCGGUACUUUUAUUCGGGACCGCGGUGGUUUCCCUGGUCAGCAGCGCAGCAGGGACCGAGGGCGAGAUCUCCUUCGAGUAUCACCGCUAUGAGGAGCUGCGGAAGGCGCUGGUGUCCGUGUGGCUGCAGUGUCCGACCAUCAGCCGCAUCUACACCAUCGGGGAGAGCUUCGAGGGCCGCGAGCUGCUGGUGCUGGAGAUGUCCGACAACCCCGGGACGCACGAGCCUGGUGAGCCGGAGUUCAAGUACAUCGCCAACAUGCACGGAAACGAGGCGGUGGGCAGAGAGCUGCUCAUCUACCUGGCUCAGUACCUGUGCAACCAGUACCAGCAGGGCAACGAGACCAUCAUCGACCUCAUUCACAACACCCGCAUCCACCUCAUGCCCUCCAUGAACCCCGACGGCUUUGAGAAGGCUGCGUCGCAGCCCGGAGAGAUCAAGGACUGGUUCGUGGGCCGCAGUAACGCACAGGGCGUGGACCUGAACCGCAACUUCCCUGAUCUGGACCGCAUCAUAUACGUCAAUGAAAAAGAGGGCGGAGCCAACAACCACCUGCUGCAGAACAUGAAGAAGGCUGUGGAUGAAAACACCAAGCUGGCUCCAGAGACCAAGGCAGUGAUCCACUGGAUCAUGGAUAUUCCUUUUGUCCUCUCAGCCAACCUGCACGGAGGAGACGUGGUGGCCAAUUACCCGUACGACGAGACCCGCACUGGAUCCACUCACGAGUACAGCGCCAGUCCAGACGAUGUGACGUUCAAGUCUCUCGCCAGAGCCUACUCUGUUUACAACCCGGUCAUGUCGGACCCACACCGGUCCCCGUGCCGUAAGAACGAUGACGACUCCAGCUUCAAAGAUGGCAUCACUAACGGAGGGGCCUGGUACAGUGUCCCAGGAGGAAUGCAGGAUUUCAACUACCUGAGCAGUAACUGCUUUGAGAUCACACUGGAGCUGAGCUGUGAUAAGUUCCCCAGUGAGGAGAAACUCAAGAACUACUGGGAGCAGAACCGCAACUCACUUGUCAACUACAUUGAGCAGGUUCAUCGUGGAGUCAAAGGUUUUGUGCGUGACCUCCAGGGAAACGCCAUUUCCAACGCCACCAUCUCUGUGGAGGGUAUUGACCAUGACAUGACAACAGCCAAAGAUGGAGAUUAUUGGCGCUUGCUGGCUCCUGGAAACUACAAAGUGGCAGCGUCUGCUCCAGGAUAUUUGUCUGUUAUCAAGAAGGUGGCUGUUCCCUACAGCCCUGCAACCAGGGUGGACUUUGAGCUGGAGUCUCUGAUGGAGAGGAAGGAGGAGGAGCGGGAGGAGCUGAUGGACUGGUGGAAGAUGAUGUCAGAGACACUGAACUUCUGAAAUGUUUGUCUGCGUUCACACAUCGAUGUAAUAUAUUCAACAUUCUGUGUGCCCGUCCACUCUAAAAAAAAAAGAAAGGAAUAUAUUGUCUCUUGUUUUGCUCUCUUUUAAUCAUUAUCCUAAUUGAUUAUAUUGUUAUUAAUGUAUUAACGGGUUGCCUCAUACUCCGCACACACACACACUGACGGACACAGGAGAGCUAUGAGGUAGUUUCACGACAAUGAGAUUGGUGUUUAUUUCUGUGUUGUUGUGUUCUUUAUCGUACAUGUGAUUGAUCACCAUGGCAACCUAUCUAUAUAACCAAUGAGUGACUGAGUAAAUAUGUAUGUGAGCGGGCCGUUAACAUCGCGACCACACGGCUCUGUUCAUAACAAGUCAUCAUUUUCCUGUUUUAAAUGUCUCUGUUUCUCCAGGUUUAGUAGAAAUAAUAAUAAUAAUAAUACACAUACACACAACCAUAUUGCAACUGUAAACACACGCACACACACGAUAUACUCUACACUAUUUCUCUGUUUCUUUCCUGUAUUAUAAAAAGUAUGACUAUAGUUCUGAGAUAGUCAGGGAUAUUAAAGACACUGUAAAACUAUUAUAAACACUAUACUAGAAACAGUCGACAUGAACGAGUUCAUUUCCCAGUAUGUUAUUGAUGUUGAGAUUUUUUUUUUUUAAACUUACUGCAGCACAGCAUUGAUUUUAGCACAAGGUGAAUGAUUCUAAUAUAUAUAUAUAUAUAUAUAUACUGUAUUUAUUAAGAAGGUAAGUAGCAAGAACUGUCUGGUUUUUGUAUCAAAUAAAAAAAGACCAUAAUCUGUCCACCUCAGUCUACCCAAAGCUUUGUACUGUAUGUGCACUACACACAGGGAUUACUAGAGGUGCUUUUCAAUGAUAAAUUAACACUUAACCUUCUGAGUGGACACUGUUUGGACGUCUGUAUGAAUGCAGACCCCCGGGUUGAGAUCAUAGAAAGAAUGUAUUGAAUGUGUUGCUAUAGAAACUGAUACACAAUGUAAAGAUUGAACUGAUCAAUAAAACGGCCCCUCUAUGUUGUCA